AUGGACAACCGCCAUCCUCCGCCAAUCCUCCUGUCCUGUCAUGUCAGUCUCAGGCGCCCAUGCUUAUCCGUACGUACCGUCAAGAACCGCGCCAACAAUAGCAACAGACGUGCAGCAAACAUGCAGAAACACAGGCACGCAGGCAGGCACAUGGUCGACGCACCUUCGGGAACCCCUGCUCCCAUCAUCGGGAUUACCUUUUCACCCCCACAUUCAACUCGCAGGGAGCCGGGGACUACGUACGCAAUCCAUCCCUCUAUCGUCCAAUGGCGGCUGCUCAACGACCUCGAUCCCCGAUUUCCAUUCUCCUUCCCGCGAAUGACCGCCCGAGCCCGCCAUGGGGAAUCACGGGAGCUUCUUCCAAUCAAGCAUACUCGCAAAUGA
Messenger RNA from Colletotrichum siamense, 384 nucleotides. RefSeq lists its product as uncharacterized. The transcript has 2 exons. Lineage: Eukaryota; Fungi; Ascomycota; Sordariomycetes; Glomerellales; Glomerellaceae. The record is from RefSeq and is a predicted model, not a curated record. The coding region runs from base 1 to 384 and encodes 127 amino acids.